GAUUUAAAAGAUUUUAUUAUUUUUCAUGAAAUUAAAUUUGAUCAAAUUUAUUUAUCAUGAGGAAGAGGGGAAAUGUUUGCCAUUUUCACUCGACUUGUCAAGAGAUUAUUUAGUCGAAAAAUAUCUAUCCACAGGUGAUUCCCUCGACCCGUCGUCCUCGUCUUCUUCAUCCUCCUCUCUCGUUUUUCCCACGUCAAUUUCAGAUCGUGAACUCCCUCACACAGUCUCUGUUGCGCGGGGCGUAUUCACACGGUUGAAGAUAUCCAAUCGAUUGCCUGAAUCCGCCCAAUUUUUCAGAAACCAGUCCGUGUAAUGUCUGUUACUUCUUCACCCCCGCCAUCGUCGGAAGCGCCGCCGCCGCAGCAGCAGGCGUCUCCGGUUCUGGAGGAGAAUAAGAAUCGAGACGAGUCCGAGACGACGCAGGCUGUGAAGAAGGAGAAAGAAUCGGUCCAUAAAACUAAGACCAUUCAGUUUCUGGGCCGGACUGCUCCCAUCAUUCUCCAGAAUGACAAUGGCCCCUGCCCUCUCCUUGCUAUCUGCAAUGUACUGCUAUUGAAGAACAACAUAAGUUUGAGUCCUGAUGUUGCCGAGGUUUCACAGGAAAAGCUGUUGUCCCUUGUUGCAGAUCGACUUAUAGAUUCAAAUAGUAAUAUCAAUAACAAAGAUGCAGGAUAUAUUGAGAAUCAGCAGCAAAACAUUGCAGAUGCAAUUGAUUUGCUUCCCAGACUUACAACUGGAAUUGAUGUAAAUAUAAAAUUUACGAGAAUUGAUGACUUUGAGUUCACUCGAGAAUGUGCAAUUUUUGAUCUGCUGGAUAUUCCACUCUAUCAUGGUUGGAUAGUUGAUCCUCAGGAUCAAGAAACUGCAGAUGCAAUCGGAUUGAAGUCAUAUAAUACUCUGAUGGGGGAGCUAGUUGCUCUUGAAGCAGACCAUAUUGACAGAAGUAAACAUGAUAAAGAAAGCAUUGAAGAUGAUGUUGUGAUCGAUUUUGCUGCUGCAACAACUGCAGCACUAGGUGUACCUUCACCUUGUCUUUCAAGGAGCAGUAGAUCUUUUGACAAUUCUCCCGUUUCUGUUUUAUGCGAUGAUGAUAACCCCAUGGAGGCUAGAAAAGGCGACCUGGAAGAAAAUGAGUUGUCGAGAACCUUGAAACUGUCAUUAGAGGAAGGAGAUGUGGCAACUUCAUCUAAUGCCGAGGGCACCGUUGUAAAAGAUACUACCGAACCAAACUCUGGUCUUGAAUCAUCAUCGUCAGGGAGUACAGAUUUGGUGGUCGAGAAAGAAAAACAAAGUCCACAAACACCCCCUGAGCCAUCUGCAGAAGAAGUUCAUUCAUCUACAUGUGAAAGACGUGACGCAGAAGAUAAAAGCGAUUGUAAUGUAGACUCUGAUUUGUCCAGUGGAAGAAAAGACAUAGGUGAAACUGAAACCAUUUCUUCUAGUGUUGAUGGCAGUGAGCCUAUCUAUGAAGGAGAAGAAUGCAUAUUGGAAUCAGAAACUGGAAACUAUCAAAAUCGUGAACCAAUGUAUGAAGGCGAGGCGGUUCUAACUGAACAAGCGAUUGGAGACAGUAGAGAUAUUCACAAGCCUAAUGUCACACCAAGUGAAGGGGAAUUGAUCAGGAAUUUUCUUAAUACCAGUGCAAGUCAACUGACUAUCUAUGGUUUGUUUUGCUUGCAAGAGGGACUCAAAGAGCGUGAACUUUGUGUGUUCUUUAGGAACAAUCAUUUCAACACCAUGUUUAAGUAUGAAGGGCAAUUAUACAUUUUGGCAACAGAUCAGGGAUACUUGAACCAACCUGAUUUGGUAUGGGAAAAGCUCAAUGAGGUGAAUGGGGACACAGUAUUCGUGACUGGUAGUUUUAAGGAUUUUAAGUUGGAAAGUCAUGAAGAAAAUACACCCUGGGAUGAACAGAGUGCGUUGGCCAGUACAGCUGACUAUAUUGCCAGCAUUGACAAGCCAGUGGCAGGACAAUCUGGUUUCAAUUCUGAUCUCCAAUUGGCAAUAGCACUUCAGCAACAGGAAUUCGAGCAGCAGCAAGCACCACAGCAGCAGCAGCAGCCCAGUAUAAAUGCCGGGUCAGGAUUGAUAACCGGUCCUCAGGUAUCAAGGUACAGUGCACAACAGGUGUCAUCAUCUUCAUCUUCCAAGCAGGAGACUCCCAAGUCAUCAUCUUCUUCAAAAGAUAAAUGUAUUCUGAUGUAAUUAGUUAAUAUUGGUGUGUUUGUGCGCUGUAAAUCACGUGAACGUUUAGAUUUUUGUUUCUUCAUUCACACACAGACGAAUGGCGCCAUAUAUAUUUAUUUUCUAAUCAAAACUUUGGUUUUUCCCUUGUCACACCCACUGCCUAAAGUUGGUACAUUGUUGAGAUGAAAUUUUAUUUGUUACACGCAAAGUCUCGCUAAUCACGUGUUUGACUCCCAUAUAGUUAGCUGUAGAGCACAUUAUACUCUGUAAUAAUACGAAGCGAUACUAUGCGUUUG
Cuscuta campestris is the source of this 2483-nucleotide messenger RNA. The record is from the annotation of a GenBank genome assembly. Lineage: Eukaryota; Viridiplantae; Streptophyta; Magnoliopsida; Solanales; Convolvulaceae.